UAUUUAGUUUGAUUAGAUAUUUGAUAGAUAUAUGGUUCCUGUAAAUUUGUGAUUUGAAUAAUAAAGUGAAAUGGAUUUAAGGAUAUUCAGAACAUUACUACUGGCAACUCUCAGCUAUUUUCAUUUUUCAUCAGUAAAUUCUCUCAACUGCAUUCAAUGUUCGCAAUCACAUUUUCACGGAGAACCAGGAUUAGAUGAUUGUUAUAAACUUGAUGACAAAGAAAUAAUAAACGAAACGAGUUGUCUUGUAACAGAUGCAGAUUCAUACUGCUUCACAAAAAUGGAACUUACAGAUGGGAUUCUCUCGUAUUUAGAAAGAGGGUGUACAAAUCCGAGAGAAGAUCCAGUUGAGGCAUCGAAUAGUUAUCCAGAUUCUGUAAAAUGUACCACGAGUUAUUCGAGAUCCAAACGAUCUAAGAACAUUCAGCAAACGGAAUGUUACGUGCCGUGCAAAGGACACAUGUGCAAUGAUAUCAAAGUACUUGACAACUUGAAAUCUUGUCCACGUGCCUGUCCUACAAAUUCAGAGUGUAACUAUCUGACUGGUAAAUGUCAAUGUGCUGCAGACGUUGAGGGUUCAGAUUGUAACACAAAAGCCACUCAGCUUGUCCACGGAGGUCGCGUUUGUGUACAGUGCAAUUCUGAAUACGAUUCGAAUUGCGCUAAUAAAACUACAGGGGACAGAUGUCAAAAUGGAGAAACACAUUGCUCAACAACACAGACCUGGAUUCUUAAACCAGAUGGCUCAGUGGUAAACGAUCCGGUCGUAACAAGAAGUUGUACAGGACAAUCCAUGUCACCUGAUCGAUGUUAUUUGACUCCAACAAAUGAUAUUGGAACAGCUAAAUAUACGGAAUAUACAUGCGUGUCAACUUGUUCAACAAAUCGAUGCAACAUUGGAAUGGCUAAUGGAGAUUUGGAUAAAGAAUUUAUUCCAAUGCGAUGCGUAGUGUGCGAGGGUGACGAGUUUAGUUGCGGACCCGAACGAAAAUUAAUGACGGAUUGUCCGAAAAAUACAACGCAUUGUUUGGCGACAGUCACUUAUUGGGAAACCAACGUGAAGGACUCGAAAUUUGAAGGACGAGUAAAACCCGAUCCAUCUGUUUCCGUAAGGUCAAUAAAACGAGAAUGUUCAGUCGAACCAGUGGCGACAAAAUGUACUGCAAAAAGAAUCGGAAGUCUGAAUUUAAAAGAAAUUACAUGUCAGGAAUCGUGUGUAGGAGAUGGCUGCAACACUGGGUGGCCUUCAAGACCCAAGUGUAUUCAGUGUAACAAGAAGGCAGAUGCAUCCAAUGAAGAUGAAUGUUUACUUUACCCCUCAACGGCAAAGUAUUGCCCCGGACCGCAUCAGAAAUUCUGCUACACAUAUCUACAAAAUUGGACACUUCCAGAAAUAGAUAUCGGAAUAUCAGAUCAAAGAUACUCAAUAACACGAGGGUGUUCUACUUAUGAGGAAUCCUUUAUCAGAGAUGAAUAUUGUAAGAAUAUCACUGAAUAUGGGAGAAACGUUGGCAUGGAGUGCGUCAAAUAUUGUUCCAAGCACGGCUGCAAUUAUGGUCUAGGAGAGUUUAAAUAUGCACAAGGGAAUAAAAACAGUGCUACGGCAAGAAUAUCUUCCAAGUCUACUUCUUUCAUGCUGGCGCUCUUCUUCUUUUUACAAACACACUGGUAAAAACGUCACCUUAGCAACUGUAACGUGGCAAAGAAAACAACAUGGCGGCCGCGAUAUUUUUGCAGUGUCUUUACAAAUCUUCGUUGAAUUGUGUUAAACACGUCCAAUUUAUAUUGUUCGUUCACCACUGUUAUUUUAACUUGUUUCAGACACUUAAAAUGUAUGUGUGAAGGCAUAUCUGACAGCUGCCAGUACUGAAUACAUCAGAUACUAAUGAUGCUGUAUUUAAUCUCAAACUAUAAUCAUAUAUACUUUACGAAGGGCAAUCAUGGGCCACAACAUACAAUCCCAAAUGUAAUAUUUCUAAAUAAAGUUUUCUCCUUGAUGUCUCACUACAUAUUAUUAUUAUCUUAUAUCAUUUAUUGUUAGUUUAUUCUACUAUUGUUCUAUCAAUCAUUUUGAUACACUAAUGAGUAUAUAAGCAAUUUAAACUUAAAACUGUUGAUAUUUUAUUCAAUUCGAAAUCAGAUAAUGUUUUUUUUUAAUUUAUUUAUUUUUUGAUUAUUUUGUCUCAAUAAAUUGAGUGAUUAAUUUACUUGCAAACCAUUUUUUUAA
Styela clava is the source of this 2227-nucleotide messenger RNA. RefSeq lists its product as uncharacterized. The record is from RefSeq and is a predicted model, not a curated record. NCBI's taxonomy places the organism in Eukaryota, Metazoa, Chordata, Ascidiacea, Stolidobranchia, Styelidae.